CGUUUCCUUUUCUGAGGCAUGCACAAGAGGUGCAUAAUCCUCAGUAUUCCUGGUUUGCUUUUCUGUGGCGUGAAAGUGCCGUUUAAUAUUCGCUACUGUUAUUUUGGCGAUCAAAAAUAAUAUGGCGAAGUUCGAUCUGACGGCCCGAAUAGGGCAAUAUCUUGACCGGCAUCUGGUAUUCCCGUUACUGGAAUUUCUAUCUGCAAAGGAGAUUUACGACGAGAAUGAGCUUCUUCAGGCGAAAUUGGACAUCCUUAGCAAAACCAAUAUGAUCGAUUAUGCCAUCGAUAUCAGGAAACAGCUUUAUCCGAAUUUUGAAGUACCGGAGGAACUUAACGAACGCCGUAAUCGGGUAUUGCAAGAGCUUGGUGAUCUUGAAGAUAACGCAUCAGUCAUCUUGAAAUUGAUGAGCGACGAUGACACUAUGGAAACAAUGGAAAAAAUGAGGGACUCGAAGUCCCUUAACCACUUUCUCCUCAAAGAAUCAGAUUUCAGAGUGGAGAUGAUGGAGAGCUUGGUAAAGCUGGCAAAGUAUCGUUAUGAGUGCGGUACCUACUCUGUUUCAACGUCAUACUUGUACUUCUACAUGCUUGUGAUGCCACCAACUGAUAGAAAUUAUUUGGAUGUCCUGUGGGGUAAAUUGGCGUCAGAAAUCUUGGUACAGAAUUGGGAAACUGCACUGGAAGACGUGAAUAAACUCAGAGAGUACAUAGACAGUAACGCAAUUGGGAAUACUCUUCAGGUGCUUCAACAACGCACCUGGCUCAUUCACUGGAGUCUGUUUGUUUUCUUCAAUCAUGUUAAGGGCAGGGACCUUAUCAUCGAAAUGUUCUUGUACAGACCACACUACUUGAACGCAAUCCAGACCAUGUGUCCCCAUAUUCUCCGCUAUUUGGCAACAGCGGUAAUCAUAAACCGAUCAAGGCGGUCUACCCUGAAAGAUCUAGUGAAAGUUAUCCAACAGGAAUCCUACACGUAUCGGGAUCCAAUCACUGAAUUUCUGGAGCAUCUGUAUGUGAACUUUGAUUUUGACGGAGCUCGUCAGAAACUGCAAGAAUGUCAAACGGUCGUCUUCAAUGACUUCUUCUUAAUCGCUCUGCUGAAUGAGUUCGUCGAAAACGCUAGAUUAAUGAUAUUCGAAACAUUCUGCAGAAUCCACCAAUGCAUCAGUAUCGACAUGUUGGCUGAAAAACUCAACAUGAAGGCUGAUGUUGCUGAGUGUUGGAUAGUCAAUCUAAUUCGUAAUGCAAGAUUGGAUGCUAAGAUUGACAGUAAGCUGGGGCAUGUUGUUAUGGGCGGACAGCCAGCUUCUCCGUACCAACAGCUGGUUGAAAAAAUCGAGACUCUGAGCGUGCGAAGCGAGGCUCUGGAGAAUCUUAUUGAGCGGAAAUUGAAGGCGAAAAAUCAGGAUUCAGUUAGCAUAGUGUGGAACUAACGAAGGUUCAACAAUGUAUAAAGAUUUUCACCAUUUUAAUCAUUUCGUAAACAGAAUGACGAUAUUCAGAGGAAAAACGAAGAAUUUUGUUACAAAUUUCCACCGGAUGUGUACCGUUUUUCUACAGUCUUUUAAGAUCACCGUGACAACUCAAUUUCUCUGUAAACAGUACAUACGUGAAAUGAAUAAACUGAUAUAUCUAA
Messenger RNA from Diprion similis, 1638 nucleotides. It is a transcript of the gene eIF3e, whose product is annotated as eukaryotic translation initiation factor 3 subunit E. Gene Ontology annotation, molecular function: translation initiation factor activity. Bases 122 to 1435 code for a protein of 437 amino acids. The record is from RefSeq and is a predicted model, not a curated record. Gene Ontology annotation, cellular component: eukaryotic translation initiation factor 3 complex; nucleus; cytoplasm. NCBI's taxonomy places the organism in Eukaryota, Metazoa, Arthropoda, Insecta, Hymenoptera, Diprionidae. Gene Ontology annotation, biological process: translational initiation. The transcript has 9 exons.